AAAGAAAACCCAAAAAAAAAAAAAAUGGCAGCUCUCUCUUUACAUGCCAGGUCCAACAGUUUCCCUGCAGAAUCACACCCUCUGGUUUCAGAGAUUGAUGAGCAGGUCUGCAGAUUGAGACAAUCUCAAGCUGCUUCUACCUCAUCAUCCAUUUCCCACAAGCUGAAUGGCCUUCAGGAUUUGUAUGAUAUUGUUGACAAGUUGCUGCAGCUGUCAACAACUCAACAAGCCUUGGCCAAUGACCAGAAAUGCUUCAAUGAGGUGUUGGAUGGAUCUUUGAGGCUCUUGGAUUUGUGCAAUGUAGCCAAGGAUGCCUUGUCACAGAUGAAAGAGUCUGUGGCUGAGCUUCAAUCUGCUAUUCGUAGAAGGCAAAGUGGUUUGGAAGGAGAAACCAGGAGAUACCUGAAAUCUAGAAGCAUGGUGAAGAAAGCAAUUCAGAAGGCCUUAAAGGGUAUGGACAGCAAGAAGUCCGUUUCAUCAAACAACAUUGAGACAGUCGCCAUGUUAAAGGAAGCUGAAUCUGCUGUUGUUGAAGUUUUGGAGUGCUUGUUGUUGUUCAUUUCUCAAACUAGCUCAAAGUCAAGCAGCUGGUCAUUAGUUUCCAAGCUGAUGACGAACCAGAAACCAGUUUGUCAAGAGAAUGAGUUUGCAGAUGUGGAUGCCUCGCUUAAGAUGAACAAUUCUUCAGAUGAAGUCCAAGUUCAGCUGAAAAGCUUGGAGCUUUGCAUUCAAGAUCUUGAUGGAGGAGUUGAGUGUUUGUUUAGGCAUCUGAUCAAAACAAGAGCUUCCAUUCUGAAUGCUCAUAAUAUGUGAAAAACAUACUUGUAUACAAAUUACGUUACAUAUGUGGCACAUUUUUGUACAUUCUGAUACUCAAUACAUAAAAAGAAACUGACACAUGAUCAUUCCCUGGAAAAACGAUGUCUCCAUUUUGCUUCUUUCAUGUCCAGUUUUAAGCCGCAUGAUUAGAGAUAGUUGAGCUAAUAUACAAGGAUCAUUGACUCUAAUAAUUUUGACUAUUGAUG
This is a messenger RNA of Linum trigynum, 1025 nucleotides long. Lineage: Eukaryota; Viridiplantae; Streptophyta; Magnoliopsida; Malpighiales; Linaceae. The record is from the annotation of a GenBank genome assembly.